This is a messenger RNA of Nicotiana tabacum (common tobacco), 810 nucleotides long. Lineage: Eukaryota; Viridiplantae; Streptophyta; Magnoliopsida; Solanales; Solanaceae. The record is from RefSeq and is a predicted model, not a curated record.
AUGGCUGAUGUGAGCAUAGAAAGGUUCAAGGCCAGGCUAGUCGACAGUGGUAUGCAAAAUUGGUCACUGUUUUUUAUUCCAGGGGUUAUGUUCAUUCCUUACAUGAUUAUUCUCUCUUCUACAAGAAAUCAGCUUCUUCCACAAUCUUUGUUGUUGUGUAUGUUGAUGAUGUCAUUAUUACUGGGACCAGAGAUCACUGAUCUGAAGAUCUUAUUGCAUGACCAGUUUAAGAUUAAGGACCUAGGCAAGCUUCAUUACUUCCUUGGUUUAGAGGUCCUUUACAAAGAAGAUGAGAUUAUCAUCUCCCCGAGAAAAUUUUCACUGGAUCUCUUAAAGGAGUAUGAUUGUCUCCAUUGCAAUAGCCUUACUUCUCCUCUUGAUCCUACUGUCAAACUAAGGGCUAAAGAAGGAGUUAUUCUUUCAGAUCCUACAUACUACAGAAAACUGAUAGGCAAGCUUAACUUUCUCACCAAUACUAGAUUGGAUAUUGCUUUUGGUGUGCAACACUUGAGCCAAUUUAUGCUAGAUCCUAGAGAACCCCACCUACAGGCUGCAUUCCACUUGCUUAGGUACCUUGAGGGUGAUCCUACACUUGAAAUUUUUCUAUCCAAUGAUCAUGACUGCACCAUUAAAGGGUAUUGUGACUCUGCCUGCCUAGAUUCUAAGAGGCCAGUCAGUGGUUACUUGGUGUUGUUGGUCACUAGUUCUAUAAGCUGGAAGUCUAAAAAGAUGGAAACCAUUUCUCUUUCCUCAGCUGAAGUUGAAGAUGAAUAUAAGUCUCUUAGAAAGGUGAUAGGGGAAUUGACAUAG